CAGACGUACUCGGAACUGUUUCCAAGGUUUUAUCAGGUUUGGGUGGUGUCGCGGCUGCUGGUCCUGGGAGCCAAGGCAACGGAGAUCUUCCCAACUUGCGAGAGCGCCCCCUUCUCCCACGGCUUCGGGGACCCAGCAACAGCUAUGGCUCCGGUGUCUGGCUCCCGCAGCCCGGAGUGGGAGGCCUCGGGCUCCGGGGGGAAGCGUCGCAGUUCGUCGAAGAGCCCUAAGCCCAGCAAAUCCUCUCGCUCCCCGCGGGGCCGCCGCUCUCGCUCGCACUCUUGCUCUCGGUCCGGGGACCGGAAUGGCCUUAGCCAUCAACUGAGUGGCCCCAGCCAAGGCUCCCGAAACCAGUCCUACCGCUCCCGCUCGCGGUCACGCUCUCGAGAGCGGCCUUCCGCGCCGCGGGGCGCCCCUUUCGCUUCUGCCUCCUCGUCCGCCUAUUAUGGCGGCUACUCACGCCCCUACGGGAGCGACAAGCCAUGGCCUAGCCUCCUGGACAAGGAGAGGGAAGAGAGCCUGCGGCAGAAGAGAUUAAGUGAGAGAGAGAGGAUUGGAGAAUUGGGAGCUCCUGAAGUAUGGGGACUUUCUCCAAAGAAUCCAGAACCAGACUCUGAUGAACAUACACCAGUAGAGGACGAAGAGCCAAAGAAAAGCACCACUUCAGCUUCUACUUCAGAAGAAGAAAAGAAGAAGAAGAAGAAGUCUAGUCAUUCAAAAGAAAGAUCCAAGAAAAGGAGGAAGAAAAAAUCAUCUAAAAGAAAACACAAGAAGUAUUCUGAUGAUAGUGACAGUGACUCUGAUUCUGAAACAGACUCCAGUGAUGGAGAUACAAAAAGGAGAGCAAAGAAAGCCAAGAAAAAGGAAAAGAAGAAGAAACGCAGAUCGAAGAAAUAUAAGAAAAAGAAGUCUAAGAAGAGCAGAAAAGAUUCCAGUGAUUCAAGUUCUAAAGAGUCCCAAGAAGAGUUUCUGGAGAAUCCCUGGAAGGAUCGAUCAAAGCCUGAAGAACCCUCAGAUUUGAUUGGCCCAGAGGCUCCCAAAACACUUGCCUCUCAAGAUGAUAAACCUUUGAACUAUGGCCAUGCUCUGUUACCUGGUGAAGGUGCAGCUAUGGCUGAGUAUGUAAAAGCUGGAAAACGUAUCCCACGAAGAGGUGAAAUUGGCUUGACAAGUGAAGAAAUUGCAUCAUUUGAAUGCUCGGGUUACGUAAUGAGUGGUAGCAGGCAUCGCCGAAUGGAGGCUGUGCGACUGCGAAAAGAGAACCAGAUCUAUAGUGCUGAUGAGAAGAGAGCCCUUGCAUCCUUUAACCAAGAAGAGAGACGAAAGAGAGAAAACAAGAUUCUGGCCAGUUUUCGAGAGAUGGUAUACAGAAAAACUAAAGGGAAAGAGGACAAAUAAGGAUUUUCUGAUUGUUCAUCAGACAUUUUUAACAACAAAAAAGAAAGUUUGGGUUCCAUAUAUACACACAAAAAGAUUAUCAUGAUCUGAAGAAGCUUUACAGUGCUAUACUGUGCCUUCUAUUUAAUUCUUUCAGUCCUUCUAUAAAAAGCUGCUUAUUGAUGUAACUUUAGCAAGCUCUUUGGGUUAUUUUGGAUUGACCAAAACAACCUUCUGGUUUAAAAAUCCAAAUUAUGAAUGAAACUCUACUGUGUUGGGGGAGGUGGCAUUGAGAGAAGGUGCUGGUGAGGUGAGAAACUGAACUCACACCAUGGGACAGUGCUCCCAUUAGCUCUACAUGGUGCCCACUCCCCAACCCAUCCCAACUGAACUUGUAAGAAAUUAUCAUUCCUCUAUGUUGAAUGUGUUAUAAAUGGACUUGAUAGAAACACACAGGAGGCCACUUUUGUUACCAAAAUGAAGGCAUGGCUGAAAAAAGCAAAUCUGGAAUUUGAAGGUUGACUUGUAUAUUACAAUAUUAUUGUCAGCUCUGGAAGUAAUGUAUUUUGAUUUUAGUCCCUGCCUCCACCCCAAAACCAACAAGCAAACCAAAAAGCAAACUAACCCACAGACUUGUUGAAUUGAAAAUGUGAACAUUAGUUUUAAAAUUCUUAAUAGGUUAAUUAAAAAUGGUUAUUUCAAAUAUAAAAUAUUGGGAAGUCUCCUGUUGUGCCAGUGUAAGUACAUUAUUUCCGUCUGAGCUGUGUUUAGAUCAUUAUUUGAAUACUAGAAAUGGAUGGGAGUCAACAAUGGUCAGGAGUUUAAUAAGGAAAAAUAUAAUGAGUCAUUGUUUUCAUUGUUUUAACUUGGUUGCUUCAUAAGGAUGAAGCUAAAAUGAUGUUAAACGUUUUUAAAGUCUGUCCUUUGUAAUAAGCAGAUUUCAUUUUAAGCAUUGCUAAACUUUUCAGUUUAUUUUUUACAUCUGUCAUUCAGUUUAAUCUGUAACUUCAUAUAGAACCCCUCACUUUCUCACUUUUUUAUGGCUACUGUUGGCUUUUAAGUUUGGGAGAAAUGGAAAAUUCUGGGACUGUGAGAUCGUGAUCUUUUUCCUUCCCUCCUUUUGUUAAAGUUUAGUUGUUAGGACAUACGAGCGAAGGGGGAGGGGAUAGUAGAAGUUUUGGCUGUUUUUGUUAAGGUUGUUUUGAGCUGCAUUAUUAUGUGCCUAGGAUAAAUUUAAAUUAUCUGAGUGAUGGGGAAUUUCUGACUUUGCUGUUAUAAAAUGCCCUCUCUCCUUACAAUAAAGUUUUUUUUUUUAAAAAAAGGUUUUUUUUUGAAGAGAACACUGCAUUUAUUUAACCCCAUAAAUUAUAACAUCUUAACACAUGUAAAAUUUUUGUAUUUUUAAAGUGCUUUGAAAGAUAUUUUUUUUAACAAGUGGAAAAUAAUGUUCUUUAAAAGACAUCAAACUUUUAGUGGAAAAUGAUAUUACCAGAAGCAUGUAAGGAUUUGUUCAUCCUCUUCAAGAAAUGGGAUUUUUAUGUAAAAUAUAUAUGUAGCACUGAAUGCCAAAAUGAUGGGUAUGUGUGGUUGGAAUUAAAAAUGAGAUUUGCUAAUAAA
This is a messenger RNA of Balaenoptera ricei (Rice's whale), 2994 nucleotides long. RefSeq names its product NFKB activating protein (gene NKAP). The transcript is spliced from 9 exons. Gene Ontology annotation, molecular function: chromatin binding. NCBI's taxonomy places the organism in Eukaryota, Metazoa, Chordata, Mammalia, Artiodactyla, Balaenopteridae. The coding region runs from base 145 to 1398 and encodes 417 amino acids. Gene Ontology annotation, cellular component: nucleus. Gene Ontology annotation, biological process: negative regulation of DNA-templated transcription. The record is from RefSeq and is a predicted model, not a curated record.